Messenger RNA from Neurospora tetraspora, 1509 nucleotides. RefSeq names its product luciferase-like domain-containing protein. Bases 1 to 1509 code for a protein of 502 amino acids. Gene Ontology annotation, molecular function: oxidoreductase activity, acting on paired donors, with incorporation or reduction of molecular oxygen; monooxygenase activity. The record is from RefSeq and is a predicted model, not a curated record. The transcript has 3 exons. Lineage: Eukaryota; Fungi; Ascomycota; Sordariomycetes; Sordariales; Sordariaceae.
AUGGCAGACACUCACGAAAACCCCACGGCCAAUGGCGACACGCAACCCCCAAAGAAACAAAUCCUCCUCAACGCCUUCGACAUGUUCACCCCCGGCCAUCUGUCGCCAGGGCAAUGGAAGAACCCAUCGGACCGCUCCACCACCAAGUUUGAGUCGCUUGACUACUGGAUCAACCUGGCGAAACUCUUGGAGAAGGGAGGCAUCAACGCGCUUUUCUUGGCGGAUACGUAUGGCGGAUAUGAUACGUACGAAGGCAGCUUGGAUGAAUGUGUGAGGAGGGGAGCGCAGUGGCCGGUGGGAGAUCCUGUUAUUCCCAUCUCAGCAAUGGCCGCCGUAACCAAGAAUCUCGCUUUCGGCAUCACGGCUUCCACCUCGUUCGAGCCUCCCUUCUUGCUGGCGAAGCGGUUUUCGACGCUUGAUCAUUUGACCAAAGGCCGAAUCGGUUGGAACAUCGUGACGAGCUGGAAGAAGAGCGCUUUCAAGGCAAUUGGUCUUGAAAACCCGAUAGAGCAUGACCAGAGAUAUGAGCAGGCUGACGAGUACUUGAGGGUGUUGUACAAACUCUGGAACGCAUCCUGGACCCCCUCCGCCAUCCAACUCAACCCGUCCUUAGACACCUACACCGACCCCUCCCAAGUCCGCCAAAUAAACCACUCCGGCAAAUACUUCCAGCUCUCCACCCCGCACAUCGUGCCCCCCUCCCCGCAACGCACCCCCUUCCUCUUCCAAGCCGGCACCUCCUCAGCAGGAUCCGAGUUCGCCACAACCCACGCAGAGGCAGUCUUCGUAUCUUCCCAUUCUCCCUCGGUCUUAGCCCCGAAAGUGAAGAAGUUGAGGGAGUUGGCGAAGGAGAAGGGUCGCGAUCCAGCUAGUUUGAAGGUCUUCGCAACGUUCACUCCCAUUGUUGGUCGCACGGAAGAGGAAGCGCAGCAGAAGUACGAAGAAGCCCGCAAGAACGCCAGCGUCAUCGGCGGACUGGUCCUCUUCGCUGGAUGGACGGGGAUUGAUAUCAGCCAGUUUAAGGAUCUGGAUCAGGAGAUUUCGGCGUCGGAUUCGAAGGAGAAGAACAAGAUUUUGUCGAUUCUGGAUAACUUCACCACGCCCUCGGAAGAAGUGCCCAAAUGGACACCCCACGUGGUAGCCGAGCGCGCGGCCAUCGGCGGGCUGGGACCGGUGGCAGUGGGGACUGCGGAACAGGUGGCGGAUGAGAUGGAGCGGUGGAUUCGCGAGGCGGAUAUAGAUGGGUUCAAUGUUGCGUAUGUGACGACUCCGGGAACGUUUGAAGAGGUGGUGGAGUUGUUGGUGCCGGAGUUGAGGAGACGAGGCCUUUAUGCGGAGCAGGAGCCUGAGGAAGCGGAGGCAUGGACGGCGAGAGAGAAGGUGUAUGGAAGGGGACAGAGGCAGUUGAGGGAAGAUCAUGUGGGGAGGAAGUAUGAUUGGGAUGUAUACGUGGAGGAGGAGCCUUGUAAGGCUGAGGAGGAGGGCAAGGAGGAAAAGGUGGAGGCGUGA